Nicotiana attenuata is the source of this 1176-nucleotide messenger RNA. Its product is annotated as F-box protein SKIP19-like. The transcript is spliced from 2 exons. Gene Ontology annotation, molecular function: protein binding. The coding region runs from base 125 to 571 and encodes 148 amino acids. The record is from RefSeq and is a predicted model, not a curated record. Lineage: Eukaryota; Viridiplantae; Streptophyta; Magnoliopsida; Solanales; Solanaceae.
AGUAGAAGAGUUCAAAAUUCAAAACUUAUCCCUUUCUCUGCCACUUUAGAGAGCAGCCUAUAUAGCUCCCAUUCACUUUCCCAAUUCCCCCCGUUAAUCAAACAGCUCGAACCCUAGAAAACAAAUGAAUAGAAAGCGGAAAGGAAAAGGUAAAAGUAAAAAGGAGAAGGCGUCAAUGGUGAAUAAGCCGCCAUGGCUGGAACUGCCAGAAGGAAUAUGGGCGAAGAUAUUACACAGGCUGGGUGCUGUAGAAAUACUGGAGACAGCACAGAAAGUAUGCACUACUUGGAGGCGAAUAUGUAAGGAUCCUUCUAUGUGGCGAGUCAUUGACAUGUCGAAUGAUUGGGACCCCUCCGACAUGCCUUAUGACUUAGAGGAAAUGUGCCGCCAUGCCGUUGAUCGCAGCCAAGGUCAAUUACUUGAUAUCUAUUUGGAGUACUUCGCCACUGAUCUGUUGAUUAGAUACAUAGCAAAUAGAUCAGGAAAGAAACUGAAAAGAUUUACUAUUGCAUGUUGCUAUGGUAUGGUAUGCGAUGGCUUGGAUAAAGCAAUCAAAAGCUCCCAAUGUUAGAAGAGCUGAGCCUGACACACACUGAUAUCGCCACUGAGGGAAUUGAAGCUCUUGGACGCUGUUGCCCACGGUUGAAGUCGUUUGAAUUGAAUAACUCAUGUUAUAUGGGAUCAGAUAUAAACUUAGUUAAUGAUUCUGAUGAAGAUGAAUCAGAUGAAGGAGAUAUAAGAAAUAAUGACGCUCUGGCUAUUGCUAAGAACCUGCCUACGUUGCAACACCUUCAGCUCAUAGGGAACAGUUUGACAAAUGAAGGCCUUCAAGCUAUUCUUGAUAGUUGUCCUAAUCUUGUAUCACUUGACCUGCGGCGGUGCUUUAAUGUUAGCCUCAAUGAAGUCUUGAGUAGUAGAAUUUCUCAACAGAUAAAAGAUGUGAAGUAUCCACAUGACUCUCUGGCAGGUUUUAAAUUUUCGUUUGAAUCUUGGGGGACUGCAGGUGAUGGAUAUAACAUGUCUUCUGAUGAUAACAUGUAUGAUGAUUAUUGCUAUGGUUUUUGAAAAGAUUUACUAGUGGUCAUGAAUCUAGAAUUAGCCUCAUUUCUGAGAUAAUGAACAGUUAUUCAGGUCUCUCCAAAUUUUAUCAAGUUUCUCAUGAUUGGCUGAUUGGAA